This is a messenger RNA of Culex quinquefasciatus (southern house mosquito), 2609 nucleotides long. RefSeq names its product ribonucleases P/MRP protein subunit POP1 (gene Pop1). The transcript is spliced from 2 exons. Gene Ontology annotation, cellular component: ribonuclease MRP complex; nucleolar ribonuclease P complex. Gene Ontology annotation, biological process: tRNA 5'-leader removal. The record is from RefSeq and is a predicted model, not a curated record. The coding region runs from base 120 to 2552 and encodes 810 amino acids. Lineage: Eukaryota; Metazoa; Arthropoda; Insecta; Diptera; Culicidae.
UGCACAACAGAUGUGACAAGCGCCGGUUACUUCGAGUAUUCAACUUCGAUAUUCAAACUGAAAUCGAAUUAUUUUGUGAUUUUAUCAAGCUCUUCACGCUAAUUUCACUGCUUCCCAGAAUGGCGUCGGAAUCCCUCCAGUACGACGCCGCCCUCGGCGGCCCCAUCCGGCUGCCAGACCGCGUCGAUUCCGAGCGCUUCAACGAAGCUCGCCUGGCGGAGGUCAAACAGAUGCUGCGCACCGUCGCCAGCACGGAAAAUCAAACUAAGCUGAUGCAUCAAUCGCUGCCGCUGCACAUGCGACGCCGGGCCAUGUCGUACAACCCGAAGCGACUGCCGCGGCGGUUUCGCGCCAUCCACGUGGCCCAGUUUAGCCGGAGUGGGAUGCCGGAGAAGAAGCGGCGACCGUCGCGGAAGUUUCGGAGGAAGGCGAACAAUUUGCUGAAGGAGUACGAACGGCGGAAGAGGAGCAACGUUUGGCUGGAGACGCACGUUUGGCACGCCAAGCGGUUCCACAUGGUGGCCAAGUGGGGCUACAAGGUGCCGUAUAGUCCGACGCGGAAGGGUUACAGGGCCUGCUACCGGGCUACGGCGAAGCAUUGCUUGGUGCAGGAUGUGUCGUACUAUGGGUGCGUUGAGUUGCAGGGUGGGGAGGGGACGUUGAAGGAAUCGCUGAAGCGGUUCUGCAGCGAAAGGGCCGGGUUGACGAUUUGUGCCAAAGCUUUUGUGAGCGGGAAACGGAGUGGGAAUGUCUGGUUGUUUGAGCGCGAUCGAUAUCCGUUGGGCUGCGUUGGGAGGGUCAAGUUUGUGUGGAGGCCGGAGGUGGACGGGGAUGAUCGGAGAACGUUGUGGAUAUUUGCUCAUCCGGUGUUCUAUCGGAAGCUGGUCGAGAUGCUUGUUGAGACGUUUGGUUUAAGGAACGCGAAUAGAGAUGACGAACCGAUGGAGGUCGACCAAGUCACGAGGAAUGCGGGGAACCUUAGAACUCCCCGGUAUGAAAACAGUUCGAGUGGAGUGACGCUUCUGGAGCUGAAGGACACGUUGAACUACUUCCGGCUAACAGGACCGCUCGCGCAUGCCAUUUUGAGCAAGUCGUUAAAGAUCUACAACCCGUCAAAUCAAUCGGAGCAUUGGUUUCAGGACUGGUCGCAGGAUCUUCCCAACCUAAAGACGAUCAACGAGCAAAUUAAGUUCUGGGACAAAGCCAAAAAUCUCACCUCACCGGGUGAGGUAUCCUCAGGAACAACUAUAGGAUUGGUUAUCGCUGAUCCCCGCCUCAACCGACCUCGAAAACGUACCAAAGCACUUCCACCGGUGGUCACCGUGUCGCAGGAACCUCUCCCAGAACUAUCCUCGUACACUGCCAGCUCGCCAAUCUGGGACAAAUCGAUCCGCGAUCGAAUAACGCAAGAAAUGUUGUCAACACACCAGUUGAACGUUCGACGAACUCGGGAAUGUCUCGUCCCUGGAGAACCGUGUGCCUUCGAAUCCCAAGUGCAACCCAUCCCAAUCCUGUUGAUGCAGAACGCCGGCUCCCAGGACGGUGACUUCAAGCGGCUCGGCUACGGCGCCGGCUGGGACGUGAUCGUCCCGUCCGGAUACGGCCUCGUCUUCUGGCACACGCUCAUCCUUUGGGGCGCCAAACCCGCAGGCCUCAAAGAGUUCACCAUGCAAGCGAUCGAGUCCGGAAUCGACUCGGAACGCGUCCCGGACUCCGUACUCGGCCGUACCGAAUCCGACCUCGCCUUCGAAACCAACUGGAGCAGCUACUUCGCCAAGCCCAACAAUCGCCGCGUCAACUACAAAAAACUGGCCAUCGCAUCUCCCUUCCGAUGCCCCUGGCCACAACUCGUAACCGAAUGGAACCCCACCACCGACCACGACCUCUUCGUCCUCCGCGACGUCGAACAACUCAACAAGCUCACCCUGGCCCUGAACCGCCGCUUUAACAUCAAAUCCGUCCAACUCCCCCCGAACUGCCUCAUCCCCCUCCUCCUAACCCUCAAAACCCGCGGCAACCCCGGCGACAACGCCCUCAUCUGCCUGCCACACCGCACCGAUUUCAACCAAAACAAGAAGAACCGUGCCGCCAACGACCUCACCCCCGUCUACACGGAACCACUCCGCCGCGAUCCCCAACAACCCGAACGACUCGCCCUCCGACGCGCCCAUCUUGUCCUCCUGAAGCGACUUCGUGCGCGACGAAUCCGCGCCAAAAAGCGUCAACAGCGAGCCUCGCCCGGUCAGCUCGUUCGCAUCGCGAAACCCGCCACCGCGAACAUCAUUCGGGAGCAACUGGAAAAAAUGAGGGAACUCUGGCUGCCGGCGAAUCCGGAAUCGAUACGGAAUCAGUGCUCGCGGGAGUGCUUCGGCUAUGUGACGCAGUCCAGCUUUGCUUUGAGCGAGGGGCAGGUCACCGGGUUGGGGUACGUGACGGCGCGGGGGAUGGAGAAGCUGUUCAAGAUUUGUACGAAGGGGGCGUUCAAGGUGCUCGUGCGCGGGACCAAGUCGCGGUGCUACCGGUUUGCGAGUGUUAAGGUAAGAGUGGAGUAAGAUUGGAGGAGUGGGGGACGUAAUUUGUUAUGGAUAAUAAGAAAUUUAAUUCAGCGA